GUUGACUACUGAAGCACGUGAGAGAAAACAGACUGCAAUUGCCGUGAGCAGCAUGAUAGCCUAGCCAACCCCAGAGUGUUUGUAGGUAACUGGUACCGGUGAUUUCUCAACGAAUGUAGGCAUACAGUAUGUGAUAAAGGACGACGAUUUUGAAACACACCUCCGGGGUGGAGGAUCUACUGGUAGCCAGCACCAAUCUGAAAGGGGUAGAAGGAGGGGGCGGGAAGGUUAGUUUGAAGAGGGCAGGCUUUCCACGAUGACAGCGAUUUCCCUCAUAAUUUCACCGUAGCAAAAGCACUUCAAAAUCCUUUUGGACAAAUAAGAAUUGCAGGAGAAAUCCGUUGGAUCGAAACAGCACGUACUGACGCAAAGAAAAUCAAAAGUCGGAAGAAAAUAACAGCAAGAAGAAGCGUUCUUUUCUGGGUUUUGGGCCUUGGUUGGGAAUGGCUCUCCCGAAGCUGGCUGUAUUCGUGACGGGCAUGUGGAUGUGCCUGCAUCACCCCUUUCCACAAGCCGGAGGAAGCCAGUGUAAACGGCACUUUGAGGCAUGUGGAGCUUCAGAGCUGGCAUUAAGGGCAGUCGUUGGGCAUAGGGAGCCGUUGCCGGACGACAGUAGAGACAACAUCACCAUCUUCACCCGGAUCCUGGACAGGCUGCUGGAUGGCUACGACAACCGACUGCGUCCUGGGCUGGGAGCAGAGAGUGUGACGGAGGUGAGGACAAAUAUCUACGUGACCAGCUUCGGACCAGUGUCGGACACAGACAUGGAAUACACUAUCGAUGUGUUCUUCCGCCAGAGUUGGAGGGAUGAGCGGCUAAAGUUUGAUGGGCCCAUGCAAGUCUUGCCUCUUAACAACCUCCUCGCCAGUAAGAUCUGGACUCCAGAUACCUUCUUCCACAAUGGAAAGAAAUCUGUGGCCCACAACAUGACUACACCGAACAAACUGCUACGACUGGUGGACAACGGUACUCUGCUCUACACCAUGAGGCUGACCAUCCACGCCGAGUGUCCCAUGCACCUAGAGGACUUCCCCAUGGACGCCCAUGCUUGUCCGCUGAAGUUUGGCAGCUAUGCAUAUACCAACAAUGAGGUUAUCUAUCUGUGGACUAAAGGAGCUGAGGACUCUGUAGUUGUAGCAGCAGACGGCUCAAGGCUAAACCAAUAUGACCUACUGGGCCACGUUAUUGGGAAAGAAUCCAUGAGUUCCAGCACAGGAGAAUAUGUAGUGAUGACAACGUAUUUCCAUUUGAAAAGGAAAAUUGGCUAUUUUGUGAUUCAAACCUACCUUCCCUGCAUCAUGACUGUCAUCCUGUCUCAGGUCUCCUUCUGGCUAAACAGGGAAUCGGUUCCCGCCCGUACUGUAUUCGGGGUCACCACAGUUCUAACCAUGACCACCCUCAGUAUCAGUGCCAGGAACUCCCUGCCUAAGGUGGCCUAUGCUACAGCCAUGGACUGGUUCAUGGCAGUCUGCUAUGCUUUCGUCUUCUCUGCCUUGAUAGAGUUUGCCACGGUCAACUACUUCACCAAGCGCAGCUGGGCGUGGGACGGCAAAAAGGAGGCCCAGGAAAUGAGGAGAAGAGAAUCUUCCUCUCUUUCCAAAAAGGCUAAUAAUACAUUUAACAUAGUUGGAACCACCUACACCAUCAAUGUGGCGAAGGACCCGGGUUUAACCACCGUCUCCAGGAGUGCCACCACAGCCGCGCACCACCACCACCACCACCACAAGGUCCCCAAAAUGGACGACUCAUACGUGGAAGCCAUAAAGUCCUACAACCGCGUAAGCAAAGUGGACAAGAUAUCACGCAUCAUCUUUCCUGUGCUGUUCUUCAUCUUCAACCUCGUCUACUGGGCCACCUACAUCAACAGCAAGCCACGCGCUAUCCCCCCUCCCAGGUCCACUGCCCAGGAUUAAAAUCAGCAGAACAAACUAGGCUGGGCCCAAGAGAUCCACCAGAGAUCCACAACAUGUCCACCAUUGUUUUGGACUUCAUUUGGAGAUUAGCAAAUGUCAGCCAGAUCAAUGACAAACAUUCAUAGAUUCGUGCAUACAGAACCAUAUCGAUUUGUUGUUUCCUGAUUGUUCGUUUGUUUCAUUAGUCAGACGGCGUUUCUCUUCUCAGAAAUGAGAGGGUCGGGGCCAUGUGUUCGAACCUUUCGCGGUAGCUCAUUACAGAGAAUUGGGUCCUGCUGCAUCACUGUUUGUCAACACAUACAUACCCACGCUCGGCAGACACACACACACACUCACCAUUCACUCUGAAAUGCGUCAGAAAGCAGCCAGGAGAGCCAUUGGCUGCUCGGCUCCAUGGUAGGCUCUUAUAGCCAGAGGCUGCCUGUAGAGUUCCGUAGGAAGGUCAUUAAUAAUCCUCUGCCCUUCUGCUAGCGCUGAAUCUCAAUAGACCCAACGCAAUAUCAUCUGGAAUUGCUUUUGUGUCCUAUGGGCCUGCCUGUGCAUUUUCCAGUCCAGUGACACUUAUUGUUUUAACAGGCUGAGUAUGCUCAAAAAGAAAGAAGCAGUGUGCCUUUUUGAAUACCCACAUCAUCGAGACGAAGCGUACAGCACACGCAAACACCUACAAACCCACACUCACACACGCAAAAACAUGCUGGUGUCCAUAUGGAUUCGGCCCCUUCUCUCCUCCGCCUACAGCCCAUGGGAUGUCUCUUCAUUACCUCAGACUGAUGUCUAGAAUACAGUAGAGUGGAUAACAGGUCAUCAGCAUAGGGACACGCUCACCUGUUCACUUGUAUAGGAACGCAUUCAUUUGUUAAAUCACGUUCAAUCUAAAGUGAAUAUUCUUGACUUUGAGUUGAUAAUGUUUUCUGAUGAAAGCUUUGACCCUUGUGCCUGUCCGUGGGCUUUCUUUUCUCUAGGGGAUUACAAUACGCAUUUGAGGCCCCCGUUUAGAAAAGGCAACUUCAUUCUUUAAGAUGCUCAUGACCCAUGAGGUCCCAUUCCCAUUCGAUUUAGUUGUAUUUGUGUGCCACUUUAAUUACAUGAAGCAAGUAGGUGUUCCUUCGGACGGGAGCCUGAGUACCUUACGUACAACAUACCUCAGUGGAGGCCGCACAUCGCCAGGCAUGUUGUUAGACUGUUACAUGUAAAAACAGCAGGGCUGAAAUAGGGGCGCUUGUUAUGCCAAAAAGAUGCUGUGUUGAAAGCAUACAGCCUGUGUGUGAUGACGCUAAUAGUUGCCGUGAAAGUUACGUUAAGUAAUGUCAUUGCACGUGACCUUUCCAGCAUCUUUCACCCCUUGUUAAGCAGAUCUCUUGCCGGGAACACGACGGACGUGGGAACGUGCUAUGCGAUCUCUCGAAAACAAGGCGGCAUUCAAUGUAACACCUUGCAAACGGCUAGAACAGUGACCGUUUAGUUGUGACUUUCUCUGAAGGUGUGUUAAAAACCCAAACCAUGUACAACGUAUCAAACAUAUGCAUGACAAUCUGUACAUGUGUAAGUCCACAACCUCCAGUGAUGUCGUGUGUCAUAUUGCAACGUCAGGCUUACUGUCAGUAUUUCAGUCGCUCACUAAGAUAACGUACAGUGUUCCAUCUCUGUUGGAUUGGGUGCUUGUCCUUCUAAAAAGGCCAAGGGUUCAUAGCUACAGUAUAGCUUCAUAUAUAAGGAAUAUAUUUAUAUAUGAUUACAUAUAUACCGUAGUCAGUAUAUUUAUGCAAAUUAACAUACGAUUUAAGACAUAUACAUUUUAUAUGUAAUAUAGCCUAUUGUGUCAUAACAAAUGUUGCGGGGUAGAAAGCAGUAGACAAGCAAAUAAACAAAUCAACAAAAUAUUUAAAUAAGGGCAAAUACUGUAAUUAUUUCACAGAGUUGUUACGUUUUGAAUUUUGUAGAUACUGUGAACUGAAAUAGAGUUUGUGGAGUAUGAUGAGUCCGGUUCAUUCUAAUGUACUUGAUCAGUACUGCGCUCUCAUUGGGGCCUACAUGUUGAAGGUACAUUCAGCUCUGGAACCCCUUCCGUGCGCUGCGGCGUUGACAUUGGAGACGUUGACAUUGGAGACGUUGACAUUGGAGACGUUGACAUUGGAGACGUUGACAUUGGAGACGUUGACAUUGGAGACGUUGACAUUGGAGACGUUGACAUUGGAGACGUUGACAUUGGAGGUGCUUAGCAUCAGGCGACUUGGCUUCUCCGUAAGAUCAGUACAUCGUGUGCACUUUUCAUACCUGACUGUGAACAAGCAGAUGUCUUUGUCUGCCAGUGAUGCUGCUGUCCCUGCUGUUCUUUGUCCCCCCUGCGAUGUAACUGCAUGUCCUGAAGUACUGAGGAACUGGACAAUUCCUCCACCAAUAGAGCUUGCAGACAACUGUGGACUCUGCCAGGAGCUCUUUUCAUUGGCCGCGCCAGUCUUUGCAAUCCCGUGAUGAAGUGUCCUUCUCAACGACAGGACCCCAGGCAUUAGCGCGCCCUUUCUCCGUUGUCUGCCCACCGCUCUGCAAAUAACUAAUAACUGUCGGGAUUUCCAGGACAUUGUUAGUGAACAUACAAGACUUUGAAUGGGGAGGAUAUCUGAACGGCGAAAAAGGGAUUUGUUAUGUUUUGACAUGUGGCUCAUUGAGACAUCAACUCUGCACCUGUUGGUGGUUAGCUCUGUCAUGGUUAGCUCUGUCAUGUGGGCUGCGCUUUAGUUCAUGCUAGUCAUUUUGUUUGUGGUGUUUACACUGUGAUUCAAUGCAAAAAGGUAGCAAGACAUAAACAAAUCCUGUCGGGGACAGGGAACCCACCUGCACAAUCUGUGUUGUCAUGAUUGAUAGCACCAUGGAACACCCGGAAAUUGGGAGUGUCAUUUCUGUGAGGUACUGUGACAUAGAAAGGCAAGGAUAACACAUGCAGCUUAUAAAUAUAAUUAUAAACACAACAGAAAUACAUGUACUGUCCACACUUUGACUUAGUGGAAAAUGGAGGAGGUCAUUGGGAUUCAUUCCACAGCUGAAAUAUAGUCUGAAAGCUAUAAGACCAGAAUUGAGGUGUCUCCCUCAAUAUGUACAGUUUACAAUGGGUUGCCUCUUCCAUACUGUGUCUCCAUUAUUCUCAGAUUAUUUGCUUUGCCAAAAAUGACCUUUUAGAGGAAAAACAUAGAAAGCAUGCGCCCUAGGAUAUGGCAAUGUUUUGUGUUUUGCUCUGAGUGAUUGGGUUUGGCAUUGAGUAUGUCUGAAGGGUGUUGAUUAAGACACGAUUUGAUAAAGCACACAAGUUGUGUGGGAGAUUACAUUUGCAUACCCAGUCCCUGACCUGCAUGCAUCAAGGUUGUGAAGGAUGAGAACUCUCCAUGUGAUGCCUGUACAGCCUCAGUGAAGGAUGUGAAGGCAGUGCUAAAAUACUACUCAGUAUGGUCUGACUUCAGAUGCCCAGCCAGACCCCUUACUUUCUCAGCAAAUUGCAGCGGACAUCCAAGGGAGUCCAACACAGAUCCGGCAGAAAGAGCCUCCUGUUGGUGACUGAAAACACAGCAGACAAGACUGACAGAGUGACUGUCACCCUGAAGAGAACCACUUCCUUUCACUGUUGAAUGGUGGGCUGUGAAGUCCAUUAUAUUUAGGGCCAAAUAACCUAUUAUUUUCUUUAGCUUUUUUUUUUUCUCUGCAUGCUUUAGAGAAAAGUAGAUUGUGGGAAACAUUUCCCCAUUAAUAUUUGAGGUUAUACCUUAGAAUAGUUUUGACUAUAAAUUGGUUAGGUUGCUUUUGCUUGCUUGUGCUUGCUUUGAUAAAAGAUAUGAUCAAUUAUACAUUAAGUAUAAGAGUUUUAUUCAGAACUACAGUUCUCUGACUGCUUUCAGUUUGGGUUGGUUCACUAGCUCUGUGACCCCAACGUAUUACAGCCAAGCACAUUUGACAACUUUCAUCACAGUGACCUAGUUUCAGGAAUCAGUGCGCUUGCAUAUUUAACCUGUGUGGAAACCUGCACCUUAUGAAGUUUGUGGCACUGUGCUCAAUUCCUGCUGUAUUAAAGGGUAUAAGAAUUUAAUACUGAAUGAUACAAAUUGUAAGUAGCCAGCAAAUCUGAUGUAAUUUGAGCUUUUUGUUGAUGUGAAGGCACAGUGAAAGCAAGGAGCUUUAUUUCAACACUCGCAGUGUUAAUGUUUAAAAGACUACGUAAUGAUGACAUCAUUCAGUCAGAAGUGGAAUUGUUUUUUUUUGUAGAAGAUUUACUUCGAAAGUGUUCCUUUUACUCUCGUAUUGUGAAGGUUUGUUUGUGGGUCUAAAUUAUGGAGAAUGUUCUUUUUAACCUCCCUUUGUCCAGGUUUUGCUGUUCUUUACGUUAAUAAAGAUACAGUUCUUUCA
Molecule: messenger RNA, 6302 nt
Organism: Esox lucius (northern pike)
Lineage: Eukaryota; Metazoa; Chordata; Actinopteri; Esociformes; Esocidae
Gene: gabra3
Product: gamma-aminobutyric acid type A receptor subunit alpha3
Exons: 11
Coding region: 444-1913 (489 amino acids)
Biological process (GO): gamma-aminobutyric acid signaling pathway; regulation of postsynaptic membrane potential; nervous system process
Cellular component (GO): postsynapse; dendrite membrane; synapse
Molecular function (GO): benzodiazepine receptor activity; GABA-gated chloride ion channel activity; GABA-A receptor activity
Source: RefSeq, a predicted model, not a curated record